Oncorhynchus nerka (sockeye salmon) is the source of this 1373-nucleotide messenger RNA. RefSeq names its product C-type lectin domain family 4 member M-like. Gene Ontology annotation, biological process: biological process involved in interspecies interaction between organisms. Bases 138 to 1127 code for a protein of 329 amino acids. Gene Ontology annotation, cellular component: external side of plasma membrane. Lineage: Eukaryota; Metazoa; Chordata; Actinopteri; Salmoniformes; Salmonidae. The transcript has 6 exons. The record is from RefSeq and is a predicted model, not a curated record. Gene Ontology annotation, molecular function: fucose binding; D-mannose binding.
ACUACCUAAAGUCACACAGACCCAGGACAGUGUAGGGAGAAGACACAGGACAGUGUAGGGAGAAGACACAGGACAGAUGUAUAUUAGAGUUGAGAUUAGAUGUAGAAGUUACUGUAUUUUAUCAGCAGUGUGUUAAGAUGUCAGAGGGAGUCUAUGAAAUCCCAGAUGGAUUUAAUGACGAUCAGCCUGAUGCAAUGAAGAACACAGACAUUGAUGGCCAAUUAUAUUCCAACCUAAGAGCCUUCAAGUCCAGUCCAAGAGAUGGAGUUGUUGCUUCAGUACCUGUGUCCACAGAGCCUGAUAGCUCAGGGAAGAGACCCUUCCUAGUUGCUGCAGUGUUUCUGGGGCUGCUGUGUGUUCUACUGGCUGGGAUCAUAGGCCUGUCUGUCUACUAUGAUGGGGUCUCUAAGAGCUUCUUAGCCUAUAAGACCAACUCAUCUGCAGAGAUAGAACAGCUACAGACCAGCUACAACAACCUGACUAAAGAGAGAGACCAGAUACAGACCAGUUACAGCACCCUGACUAAAGAGAGAGACCAGCUACAUACCAGUUACAACACCCUGACUAAAGAGAGAGACCAGCUACAGACCAGUUACAACACCAUGACUAAAGAGAGAGACCAGAUACAGACCAGUUACAGCACCCUGACUAAAGAGAGAGACAACCUACAGACCAGUUACAACACCAUCACUAAAGAGAGAGACCAGCUACAGACUGAGAGAGAUUUUCUUAACUGGAGGCUUACCAAUCUCAGCUGGCAGAAGUUUGAAUCCAGUUGGUACUUCCUGUCUACUGAGUCUAAAACCUGGAAGGAGAGCAGACAGGACUGUCUGAAGAGAGGAGCAGACCUGGUGAUCAUUGACAGUGAUAAGGAACAGACUUUUCUCUUCAACCUCAAGAAGAGAGUCUGGAUUGGUCUGACUGACUCUGUUAAGGAGGGGACCUGGAAAUGGGUGGACGGCACCCCACUGACCACAAGGUACUGGAAUGACAAGCAGCCUGAUAGUAAAGAUCCUACUGGGGAGGAGGACUGUGUUGAGAUACAUACAGAUUGGACUCCACUUAAGGCAUGGAAUGACAUGUCAUGUGACAGGAAACUCAACUGGAUUUGUGAGAAAGUGUUUUAACAUCACCAUGACAACGUACUAUAACACAUACAGCAGUUUAUAGUGUACACAACUUUAUUCUUCAUUCUCUCUCUCUCUCUCACACACACACACACACACACACACUCUCUCUCUCUCUCUAUCACACUUACACACAUUUUCACACACACACGCACACACACAUACAUGCAGGUACACACACGCAUUCAAAUGCACCUAUUGUUUUAUUAGUUUGUUGUAUCAUAUUAAUAAAAGUCCUACUUAUUU